Molecule: messenger RNA, 1406 nt
Organism: Lates calcarifer (barramundi perch)
Lineage: Eukaryota; Metazoa; Chordata; Actinopteri; Centropomidae
Product: zona pellucida-like domain-containing protein 1
Exons: 11
Coding region: 144-1364 (406 amino acids)
Cellular component (GO): cell surface
Source: RefSeq, a predicted model, not a curated record
GUCUAUAAUUAGGUGAAGGGAGGGCUUGAGAGUCACACCUCUAUGGUGGUUUUAGGUGUCUUGAGGCACUAUCCAACACUAUAAAAGUGACACUGCAUGACUUUGUCUGUGACAAAAACCUGCUCAGGUACCAGCAAGACAGAAUGACUCUUUACCUCUGUCUCCCUCUGGUGGUUGUGCUCCUGCAUCCUGCUCUGUGUCUGUACAACUGCACCUCUGAGUAUGAGAGGACCCCAGACAACUCAGACCUGACAGUUGACUGUGGCACCAGUAUGAUCACCCUGGAGAUCAACCUGUGCACGGCUCAGUGGUCAGGCUUCAACACCACAGACCUGGCUCUGAACGGGAACCACAACAGGUCUGAGUGUCAGGGCACUGUCGACACCAGUGUGAACCCUCCAAUCAUCCGUUACCAGCUUCCUGUUAACCACAGUCAGGAUAACCCCUGUCGCCAGUCUCUGCAGAUCGUGGAUGAGGCCCCGGAUCCUACAGGUCCCUUCAGCAGUUUCCUAAGUAUCCAGUCAGUUAUCAUUACAGGGUACAUUGACACACCCAGAUCCGACCAGGGGGUGAUCAGCUACUCCACAGACCUCUACUAUCACUUCUCCUGCCGGUACCCACUGGAGUACCUGAUCAACAACACACAGAUUGUGGCCUCCUCAGUCUCGGUGGCAACCAGCGAUAAUAAUGGAACCUUCAUUGAUACAUUAAAAAUGGCUGUUUUUAAUGACUCUGACUAUGGCUACCCAUUAGUGGUACCUUCAACAGGACUUGAGCUACGAACCAGGAUCUAUGUGGAGGUCAAGGCUGUUAACCUCACAGGAAAUUUCUACAUACUGCUGGAUCACUGCUUUGGCACGCCCACCCCUUACAACUUGUCACAGAGCGAGCAGCACAACUUCUUCGCCGGCUGCUCAGUGGACCAAAGGACAUCUGUGACAACCAAUGGACUUUCCAAGGUUGCUCAGUUCAACUUUGAGGCCUUCCGCUUUGUUCAGCACCGUGAACAGGCGAAAUCCAGCAUCUAUCUGCACUGCAUACUGAGACUAUGUGAGCCCAGCAAAUGUCAAGAGCUGCUGUCUGCCUGUAAUAACAGAAGAAAAAGAUCUCUGACUCCCUUUGGAGAAGAAAGCAAAGAUUCAGCCACUGUUUCAAUUGGACCUCUUUACACUGCUCCAGAAGACAGGCCCUAUGCAGCUGCCUACAGUAAUGACAUGGCAUCAAAGGGGAAUGAUGUGAACGUGACGGGCCUGGUGGUUGGGGUGGUGUUCGGCUCUGCUGCUGCUGUCUUGCUGGUUCUGGGUGGCUGGUUUGUCCUGAAGAAGUUUUAUUGGGCAGGAGGAAUACCUUAUUCCUUUGACUGACCUUGUACCUCAUAAAAUCUGACAAUGUUGUGAUUUCUCAGU